AUGGGGGUAUCUGGCGGACCUUUUUGCGCAUCUGGGGGAAAGUUUGACUCGCCUGUGGCUCCCUUUGGCUCCCUAGCCAUGCUGCAAGCAGUGCAGAUGCAGCAGUCUCAGCUACAGCAGUCCCAGCUACAACAGUCUCAGCUACAGCAGUCCCAACCACAGCCGGCACUGCAACAUCCGUUCAUGCAGCCACCACCACACUUCCAGCCGUCCUCGUUUCAAACAUCUUCGAUUCAAGCACCUGUGUUUCAGUCCACGGCUCAAGUAAUACAUCAUCUGAACAACCCGAAUCCGUUUGUGGCGUCAGCAGUUCCCCUUUCCACAUCAGCAUUCCCUGUGACACAGUCAGAUGCCCUCAUGCCACAUCAGCAACCAGCCUUCUUAUCCCCCCUUUCCCAACAACAGCAACAACAGCAGCAACAGCAGCAGCAGCAGCAGCAGCAGCAGCAGCAGCAGCAAGCCAACCAAUCGGCUGCCCACACACUCCCCCUGUCAACACCGCCAUCCAGUGGGACCAUCAUGGCACCGCCUCCACCCCAAUUGUCCCGACCAGCGAGCUUCGAGGCGUCAAGCCAGGUCUCAAACCGGCCUGUGCUGCCUUUUGAGGCGCCUCAAAAGGCGUCAAGCCAGGUCUCAAACCGGCCUGUGCUGCCGGCUGCACACACGCACCCUACAAGUGCACCCUUUGAUUGGCCGCUUCAGUCGGCUCAAAGCCAACCCACUCAGAACCAGGGGAUUCACAACCUGCCUCUGAUGCUUUCCCCCCUUGCACCCCUUGCCCCCCUCGCACCCCUUGCGCACCCGCCUCGGCCAACUAGCGGGCAAUCUAGCUCCACAUCCUCUCUCCCCCCCAAUGAUGUCAUCAGCCCCUCCUCCUGCUCCAACCCCUCCCCUCGCAAUGUCCCUGCUGGCGUCACCAUGGCUGUAGCUGCUGACGUCCUCACACUUGCAGGAGUGGGGUCGGGGGUGGUUGGGGUGGGAGGAGGAGGGGGAGGAGGGGCAGCAGCAGCAGCAGGCGCGGUGGGUGCGGCAAGGGGAAGCAGUGAGAGCUUUGCAAGAGCGGCGGGAGCACAUGCAGGACGAUGGGCCAAUCUCAGCCAUCCUUUCGGCCUCUGCUGCCCACCUGCCCUCCUUCUCCUCCUUCUCCCACCAUUCCUCCGCACCCCCCAACCCCACCCUCGCUCCGCAACUGCCCUCCUCCUCUCAUCAUCCCUCCGCCCCCCAACUGCCCUCUUUCUCCUCCCUGUGGCUGCAAGCACAUGGUGCCACCCACGCUUCUCCCCAUAA
Messenger RNA from Closterium sp. Naga37s-1, 1287 nucleotides. The record is from the annotation of a GenBank genome assembly. Lineage: Eukaryota; Viridiplantae; Streptophyta; Zygnematophyceae; Desmidiales; Closteriaceae.